AUGCCACCUAUAUAUGCUCUGUUAAGCAUUGCAGUGAAAUGCACUAUUGCAGUUUGCAUCUACAUUGAAAAAACGCGUCGGACUGGUUUCUUGGGAAUUUUGUUUGAUUGCGAAGAGGAGCCCGGAAUUCCGAAGCCCAAAGACGAUGAUGAUGAUUAUGACCAUGAUGACGAGUUCGCUUUUGAUUUUAGUGGGCAGUUGGAGAAAUCCUCUUUCUCUGCGGCAGAUGAGCUGUUCGACGACAGCAAGAUUAAGCCGUUGAAGCCGUCACCGAGGUUGCAGUACGAGAGGAGACCGUCGGACUCUUCGCGAUCGCCGAAGCAAAGGAUUAAGGAGGCAUUCUCACCGUGCCACCAGAGGAAGGAUUUUGAUCCUUUCUCAACCGCACUUGAAAAGGUUCCGAUGAAAGGCGCGAUUCAGUGUUUCGAUGAAAGAGAAAGAAACCAGUCCAACGCUUUUUUUCCCCCUUAUGCUACCAGCAUGUGCACGCCGCCAACGCGCUGUCCCGGAAGCAUCUUCGGUCGCAGAUCUGCAACAACUGCGACACCGAGUCCGUCGCCGUCCGCUGUUCCACGGAGAACCUCUUCCUGUGCUCCGAACUCGUCCCGCGACACCAUGAAGACGACCGGAUCACCAAAACGCAGUUAA
Messenger RNA from Ipomoea nil (Japanese morning glory), 648 nucleotides. RefSeq lists its product as uncharacterized. The transcript is spliced from 2 exons. The record is from RefSeq and is a predicted model, not a curated record. Lineage: Eukaryota; Viridiplantae; Streptophyta; Magnoliopsida; Solanales; Convolvulaceae. Bases 1 to 648 code for a protein of 215 amino acids.